Cooperia oncophora is the source of this 489-nucleotide messenger RNA. The record is from the annotation of a GenBank genome assembly. NCBI's taxonomy places the organism in Eukaryota, Metazoa, Nematoda, Chromadorea, Rhabditida, Trichostrongylidae.
AUGCAUGUUUCGAAGCAGAAAGGGCAGACUCUGAUUAUAGGUACCAAUGCACUCCCGUACGCUCUGGUCUACCAAGGGGAGAAAAGCGAAACAAAAACCCCCGUAGCCUUGGGUAGUGGAGCAGAUGGCAAUGACUUUGGAAAAGCGUUGUCAGGGAUAGACAGAAUUUGCUAUAAGUUCUGUGGACCAGGAGAGCAAAGCUGUGCCCCAGGUGAGUUCAAGUGGGUUUCCAUUAAGGGCGCUGCGCGACCUGGUGAAACACAUUUUCAUUCGCGGUUUGCGGGCAUGAGGUCCGUUAUAUGCUGCAUGAAUGACAGCGGUGUGCAAUUAUGCGCAGGAGCCACUAGUGUUGAGAGUAGGCCAGAGGUAGGCCAUUAUGAAAAAGAUGACGUAGAAUACAUCCUAGUGAAGAGCGAGGAGGCAGCGACGGUAUUGGGCAGGCCGACAUUGCAAGAGUCAGAACGGAAGCGGUUACUGAGCAACUCCUAA